Molecule: messenger RNA, 1583 nt
Organism: Daucus carota subsp. sativus
Lineage: Eukaryota; Viridiplantae; Streptophyta; Magnoliopsida; Apiales; Apiaceae
Exons: 1
Coding region: 88-1551 (487 amino acids)
Molecular function (GO): glycosyltransferase activity
Source: RefSeq, a predicted model, not a curated record
UUACUCACCUCUUAAGCUUUCACACACAAUUCAUAUACUUAACAUAACACACCAAAAAAAACAAUCUUAGUGAUAAAAUUAAUUAGAAUGGCCUUAGCCAAGUCCAAGAAACCAAUGAUCCCUCUAAAAUCUGGCCUUACCACAACUCUUUUCUUUGUGAUUCUCUUUACCAUUCCGGCUCUUCUACUUCUCCACACCCCCCCAACUUCCAUUUGCACCAGCUUCUCUACUUACACGAAGACGUUUUCGGGGGAUCUUCGUAAUGCAGAAUUUUCAUGGAACCGUCUGAAAUUCUACAAACAAGAUCCCCCGUUGGAGCGGAUGAAAAUAGCUGUUUUCUCCCGGAAAUGGCCCAGUGGGGCCUCCCCGGGAGGUAUGGAGCGUCAUGCACAGACGCUCCAUACUGCUCUGGCCAACCGUGGCCACCAAGUCCAUAUUUUCACUUCUCCCCCUUCGGAGGACUCUGGUUCAACUCUGUCUUCUCAAGAAAGUGAUCCAUCUACGAAAUUCUCUCCUCAUAUCCAUUACCACGAGGGUGAAGCGGGGAGAUGGAGCUACAACAAGGCAUGGGAGCUGUAUGAAGAGGAACAGAAAAAUGGCCUUUUCGAUGUGGUUCAUUCAGAGAGCGUAGCACUGCCUUACUGGCGAGCCCGAGACGUCCCCAACCUUGCGGUUUCAUGGCAUGGCAUUGCCAUGGAAAGUGUCCACUCCAAUAUCUAUCAAGAUCUCGUACGUGAUCCCAAAGAAAAAAUUUCCCCUGGUUUUAACACAACAAUACACGGGGUAAUUCCUAAAGUACUUGAUGAAAUAAGGUUUUUUCAACACUAUGCUCACCAUAUUGCUAUAAGUGAUAGCUGCGGAGAAAUGCUCAGAGAUCUUUAUCAAAUUCCUAACAAAAGGGUCCAUGUCAUAGUCAAUGGAGUCGACGAAAAUGAUUUCAAACAAAACAGAGAAUUAGGCCAAAAAUUCAAAGCUCAAAUAGGCCUUCCAAAAAAUGCAAGUUUAGUCCUUGGAGUUGCAGGAAGACUGGUGAAGGACAAAGGCCACCCCCUUCUCCAUGAGGCCUUCUCCAAGCUCAUAGAAAGCCACCCGAACGUGUACCUCAUCAUUGCAGGAUCCGGGCCCUGGGAGAAUCGAUACAAAGACUUGGGAUCCCAAGUGAUCACAUUAGGCUCCAUGAAGCCUGAUCAGCUAGGGGGAUUUUACAAUGCAAUUGACAUUUUUGUCAACCCAACACUGAGACCACAAGGGCUUGAUCUGACACUGAUGGAGGCCAUGAUGAGUGGAAAACCAGUCAUGGCGUCGCGAUUUCCAAGCAUCAAAGGCACAAUCAUCACUGAUGAAGCGUAUGGUUUCAUGUUUUCUCCGAAUGUGGAGUCUUUGAAGGAGACAUUGGAUUUAGUUGUAGCAGAGGGCUCUGAAAGGCUAGCUCAGAGAGGAAAAGCUUGUAGGGAAUUUGCAGCAUCCAUGUUUACAGCAACUAAAAUGGCAUUAGCAUAUGAGAGACUGUUUCUUUGUAUCAAGAAUAAUACAUUUUGUAGGUAUCCUUAGCUAAAUCGAUUAUAUAUAUAUAUUUUUCGUUA